Sciurus carolinensis (gray squirrel) is the source of this 3074-nucleotide messenger RNA. It is a transcript of the gene Egfl8, whose product is annotated as EGF like domain multiple 8. The transcript is spliced from 8 exons. Gene Ontology annotation, molecular function: calcium ion binding; signaling receptor binding. Gene Ontology annotation, cellular component: cell surface; extracellular region. Gene Ontology annotation, biological process: anatomical structure development. Lineage: Eukaryota; Metazoa; Chordata; Mammalia; Rodentia; Sciuridae. Bases 438 to 1322 code for a protein of 294 amino acids. The record is from RefSeq and is a predicted model, not a curated record.
GACCUGAUCUGCUGUUUCUUGCCAGCCUGCUCUCUCUCCCUGCCCCCUAAUUCUCCAGCAGUCUGUCUUGGGUUGAAUCGGGGCUAGGGAAGGGUCACAGGGUAUUUGUGGUAUUAGAGCUAGAAGUCUGUUAAUUUAGGAAUCCAGAGUUUGGGGACCUCAUAGAAUUAGGAAAAUUCUUAUAGGGAGCCCUUUGCUAGAGCGGGGGUGAGAGUGGUAGGACUUGACCCCACUGAGCUGGCCAGGCUAUAACUAAGGAGGAGGCUCAGUGGGAGGGGGUAGGAAUGGGAGGGCUCUGUCUGGCCUAGCCCCUCCUCUUCUUGCCUGCCCAGAGGGCCCACCCACCAGUCUGAGCUGUUGCUGCUGAGGCUGGUCUGCCUGAAGUCUCCCUGGAGAGAGGGGAAGCCAGCCCACAGAGUCUGGAAUCAAAGAGAAUCAUGGGGUCCAGGGCUGAGCUGUGCAUACUCUUUGGCGGACUUUCAUUCCUCCUGCUACUGAUGUCAGGCGAGGGGGCCAAGGGUGGUUCCCUCAAAGAGAGUCAAGGGGUCUGCUCCCAGCAGACGCUGGUGGUCCCACUUCGCUACAACGAGUCCUACAGUCAACCGGUAUACAAGCCCUACUUGACCCUGUGUGCUGGAAGGCGCAUCUGUAGCACAUACAGGACCACGUAUCGCGUGGCGUGGAGGGAGGUGAAACGAGAAGUACAGCAGACCCAUGCCAUAUGUUGCCAGGGCUGGAAGAAGAGACAUCCAGGAGCGCUCACCUGUGAAGCCAUUUGCGCCAAGCCUUGCCUGAACAGAGGCGUCUGCGUUGGGCCGGACAAGUGCGAGUGCGCCCCCGGCUGGGGGGGAAAGCACUGUCACGUGGACGUGGAUGAAUGUAGGACCAGCGUCACGCUCUGUUCGCACCGUUGUUUCAAUACCGCGGGCAGCUUCACUUGCGGCUGCCCUCUUGGCCUGGUGCUGGGUCCCGACGGGCGCGCCUGCGCAGAGGGGUCUCCAGAACCCCCAACCAGUGCCAGCAUCCUGAGCGUGGAGGUUCGGGAAGCGGAACAUGAUGAGCGCACCCUGAGGCGGGAGAUUCGCGAGCUGCGAGGGCGCCUGGAGCGGCUGGAGCAGUGGGCCGCUCAGGCUGGAGCCUGGGUCCGAGCUGUGCUGCCCAUGCCACCAGAAGAGCUACGGGCAGAACAGGUGGCUGAGCUAUGGGGUCGGGGUGACAGGAUCGAAUCUCUCAGUGACCAGGUGCUGCUACUGGAGGAGAAGCUGGGCACCUGUGAGUCUUCCUGCUCCUCCCCACCCAAACCCCUAUCCCAACUGCCCUAGCUCUUCCAGAGAUCUUCGCAGUUCUGCAUUUCCUUAUUCCAGAAACCCCUCCUCAAAGUUCACUCUCUCCAUACCCUCGGGGGAUAUCUCCAUUUCCCUUCUCAUCUGGGACCAUGCCCGAGUCUGAGUGAGAGAAGCAGUGUGGCCCCCUCAGGCUGGGGCAGUCUCCAUACACUACAGCCCCCAUGUCCCACUAUCUCCUUGUCAUUAACCAGGCUCCUGUGAGGACAACAGCCUGGGCCCAGGACUGAAUUGAUGAGGAACUUCUGCAGCACCCAUCCCCUAAUUUAUAGAAACUGAACCCACUAAUCCUUUGGGGUUGGCCAAUUGGGAGUAGCAAAUAAGACUAUCUGCCACUGAGGAGCUAUGAUCCUGGAAACUCUGGAGGGCUGAAGAAUGGGGAAAGGUGGGCUGUCUUAGCCUGUCCAUUUCUGGCGGCAGCUUGUCUGGACAAAGCCUGGUCUUCAAAUCCCUAACAAACAUGGCAAGAAAGCACCCAGAUCUCUCUCUCUCUCUCUCUCUCUUUAUUUUCAGUUGCUUGCUGUUAUCCAGAUAAUAAAAAUCAACCAUGAAAAACUGUUGCCACCCUCUCCUUUUGCUCCCAGCCCACCUCCUGGGCUGAGGAAACAGGUCUGGAGUGGGAGGCAGGAGUGGCCGAUGCCACCAGGAGGAAAUGAAAACUGGCUCAGAGAGGGGGAAGCCUCAAAAGAAAGAGAAAUAAAUUAAACAACCUCCUCUCCUCUCUGGCCAGGGUCCAGUUCCUUUCCCCAGCUCCCCAGGGAGCAGUGAGUGCAGUGCCUGGUAUCUGCCUCUUUCCCCUGUGUUUGGUUGGGAUGGUACAGGGGGACUAUAGGAGAUUGGGUGGGGUCAGGACUACUGAAGGACUGUACCCUGGGGACAGGGGGAAGCAGAAAUGUGGAGACCAAACCGGCAUUGAGGAGUGUGCUCAACCCUGGGCAUCUGGGCAAGGGAGGGAUGAGACCUCUGAGUUAGAAGAGUCCAGCCCCUACUGAUGGGGACUCCACAGGGAGGGAGGAUGAAGGUGCUGGGGCAGAUUCCCAGGAUGAGUCCCGGAGGAGUGUUCCAGGUAUCGGCUUCCAGCCAGAGUGAGGAGUCAUCCUCACAAAUGGAUCAGUCUACUGAACCCAUGGACUUGGGCAUGGGGGAUGAAUUGUUCCACAGACAGGAUGAGUCCACUGGCCAAUGUGGAAUGGAGAGGGAGAGAAGACUGUGAAGGAAGAGAGUCCACUGGGGAUGGGAUGGGAUGGGAUGGGAUGGAAUAUCCCCCACCCUUGUGUAUGAUGAGCCGCUCAAGAUGAAGGGGAGGCAACUAUCUCACAGACAAGAUGGCAGGAAGUGAGGAUCAGAGUGCAGACUCUACCUAGACAGGAGAGUCCCUGGGUGGGGCCAGGAAGGGAUAGGGAGUGACGUUGUACGCACAUUCACAUCAGAAUUUGAAGAUUCUGAAGAGAAUAAGUGGGGAGAAAGGAAAUGAGUAAGAGUGGCCCUGCUAAAGGGCCAAUGGGUUGGUAGGUGUGGGGUGCAAGAUGGGGACAAAUGGGAGGGGAGCUCAUAGACGGGCCUCGCCCACUCCCCCUGGCUUCUUCAGAUAGUCACCACCACCCCGGCCAUCAGUAGAGAUUUCCCGGAAAAUGGUGAGCAUGGAGUGCCGGACUCUGUCAGCCAGAGCAGGGACGUCAUCUGGUGUCAGCCCUUCUGUGGGCACUGGUGGCAGCACCCGUACCUGACAUC